Sinocyclocheilus grahami is the source of this 972-nucleotide messenger RNA. RefSeq names its product lysM and putative peptidoglycan-binding domain-containing protein 2. Lineage: Eukaryota; Metazoa; Chordata; Actinopteri; Cypriniformes; Cyprinidae. The coding region runs from base 260 to 853 and encodes 197 amino acids. The transcript has 2 exons. The record is from RefSeq and is a predicted model, not a curated record.
UGAAAGACGCGACGCGCUAGUUUGCAUCAUCGCACGCGCGCAGCUCAGGUUUCACUGGAUGAGCCGUGGCUCCUCGCGCAGGCUCACGGUAACGAGAAUGGCGACUGGAAAAAUCACUCACCUUUCCCGUUUCCUCUGAAUUUCACCGCUGAAAACGCGCUGCUCGGGGAAACAUGCGUAUUUAUAUCCUGCGAAUAAUAUUAGUCUGUUGGUGGUGAAGCGCGCGCGUCACGGUAGCUUUAAUAAUAAAGGAUUGAAGAUGGCGGAGUUUUCUCCGGUGCUGCCUCCGCUGCGGGACGAUCGAGGAGUCGGACGGUACGGACAGCCGCUGUUCCCCAGAUCCCGGUCCGGUUCGGAGUCGGACAGUGAGUUGUCUCAGAGUUUGGCCCGCACAAAGACCCGCUCGUACGGCAGCACCGCGAGCGUCACUGCGCCGUUAGGAGAGAAAUACAUAGAACACCGGGUAACGGAUGGGGACACACUGCAGGGUAUAGCGCUCAAAUACGGUGUUACGAUGGAGCAAAUUAAACGAGUCAAUAAACUGUUCAGCAAUGAGUGCAUAUUCCUGCGAAACACACUUAAUAUUCCUGUUAAGUCAGAAAAACGCUCCCUCUUUAACGGACUGUCUCUGGAGUCGCCUGACAGCGAGGGAAGCACGCUGCAGGAGUCGCCAUGCGUGAGUCAGGACGUGGACGCUCCAUCCCCCCCACCAGAACCAGCCACCCCGGAGCCCAACACCCGACCCGUGCAGGCAGAAGAGCUGUCAGCUAAAGACUACUUACACCGGCUGGACUUACAAAUCAAACAGUCCAAACAAGCCGCCCGCAAACUGAAAGAGGAUGGUGGGAGGUAAAUGAACCUUUGACCUGCAUGAUCUUCUCUCUUAUUUUAAUAAUCCUACUGACCUCUUUAAUAAUAAUGAACAGAAGCUCUGUUCCAAACCCCAGAAAACUGCCAAAAAUGUAAGUUAAG